GCACUUCAGCCGGCGAGUAACCCACUCUAGAAAAAUCCUAUUACUCGGCUCGGAGCUUCGUCCUCCAGUCUCAGUCACGUCGCUAUGCGAGCUCUGCUCUCUCGCAUCCCGAUCUCAACAGCUUCCUUCUCCUCCUCCUCCUACUCCGUCGCCACCUCCAAAACCCUAGCCCCGAGCCCUAUCCUCGUCCCGCUCCGCCUCGUCCGCCGCUUCGCUGCCAUGGCCGGCGCCGCCGUGGAGGAGUUCGUGAAGGGCCGCGUCUUCCCCAACGGCGUCGCUGUCAUCACCCUCGACCGCCCCAAGGCCCUCAACGCCAUGAAUCUCGAAAUGGAUCUUAGGUACAAGGCACUACUUGAUGAUUGGGAAACAAAUGCGAAUGUGAAGUGCAUUCUUGUGGAAAGCAGUUCUCCACGUGCCUUCUCAGCAGGGAUGGAUAUUAAGGGUGUUGCAGCAGAAAUUCAAAAGGACAAGAGUGGGGAUGUGAAGAGACUUGCUAAUGAUUGCACAAUGCCAGAGAUAAUAGAGGUCUUCACAGCCGAGUACUCUUUGAUUUGUAAGAUACAUGAGUAUGUAAAACCCUACAUUUGCUUGAUGGAUGGAGUGACCAUGGGAUUUGGAAUUGGAUUGUCAGGACAUGGCCGCUACCGUGUGAUUACCGAGAGGACUCUCCUGGCCAUGCCAGAAAAUGGUAUUGGCUUGUUCCCAGAUGUUGGCUUUGCUUACAUUGGUGCAAAAGCUCCAGGAGGGGGUGCAGUUGGAGCCUACCUUGGGAUGACAGGGAAAAGGAUAUCUUCACCUGCUGAUGCUCUGUUCAUAGGUCUUGGAACUCACUAUGUACCUUCUGGGGACUUGGGGUCGCUCAAGGAAUCCCUCUUGAGUGCUAACCUCACUGCUGAUCCUCACAAAGAUGUCGAAACACUCCUGGCUGGGUACAAGAAGGAGCCAGAGACAGAGCCACAACUAGAAAAGCUUUUACAACAUAUUAUUUCUUCUUUUGGUCCUGAUAAAUCAGCUGCUGAAUCUGUUGAAGAGCUAAAAAAGUGUAGCCAAAGUGGUGAUGCUGCAGUGGCAGAAUGGGCCAAUGAUGCUUUAGCAGGACUUAAGAAAGGUGCCCCAUUUUCUCUUUGCCUAACACAGAAGCAUUUCUCUCAAGUUGCAUCAGCGUAUGGGAACAAUGGACACGGUCUAUCUAAGUUGGCUGGUGUUAUGAAGAUGGAAUAUCGCAUUGCCUUGAGGUCAUCAGUUCGAAAUGAUUUUGUUGAAGGUGUACGUGCUGUCUUAGUUGACAAGGACCAGAAUCCAAAGUGGAAUCCACCAACUCUGGAAGAUGUAAAUACCGAUGAGGUUGAAUCGAUUUUUGAACCAUUAGCUGCUGAAGCUGAGUUGAAUGUAUGAUUUUCUACAGCAACCCAUAAUGUUACUACUGCCUGAAUAUUCCUUAGUAUUUAAGAUAUUACAAACAUGAAUACUAUACCCAUCGAACCAAUAAAUAAAUGCUUGAAAUACAGUAUCUGAAACCAGUUGAAGUAUCGCCA
Molecule: messenger RNA, 1535 nt
Organism: Brachypodium distachyon (stiff brome)
Lineage: Eukaryota; Viridiplantae; Streptophyta; Magnoliopsida; Poales; Poaceae
Product: 3-hydroxyisobutyryl-CoA hydrolase-like protein 3, mitochondrial
Exons: 11
Coding region: 85-1395 (436 amino acids)
Biological process (GO): L-valine catabolic process
Cellular component (GO): cytosol
Molecular function (GO): 3-hydroxyisobutyryl-CoA hydrolase activity
Source: RefSeq, a predicted model, not a curated record